Molecule: messenger RNA, 1422 nt
Organism: Schistocerca serialis cubense
Lineage: Eukaryota; Metazoa; Arthropoda; Insecta; Orthoptera; Acrididae
Exons: 1
Coding region: 1-1422 (473 amino acids)
Cellular component (GO): nucleus
Molecular function (GO): DNA binding
Source: RefSeq, a predicted model, not a curated record
AUGAAGGUUAAAAAUACCGACGGUCCAAAACUUGGAAGAAACCCAACAUUUUCGACAGAACAGGAAAUUGAGAUUAGGGAUCAUAUUAUUACAAUGGCCAAGCUGUUCUAUGGCAUUACAUGCAUCCAGCUGCGAAAGAUUGCAUUUGAGUAUGCAGAGGCUAACAACAUUGCAAACAAUUUUGAUAAGUCAUCUAGGUUAGCUGGAAAGGAUUGGCUAGCUCUAUUUUUAAAAAGAAACCCAAGUAUUAGCAUGAGAAAACCUGAAGCAACUAGCAUUAACAGAAUACAGGCAUUUAAUGAAGAAGAGGUUAAUGCAUAUUUUAAAAAUUUGGAACGUGUCUUUGAAAAAUGUAAAUUUAAAGAGGGGCGAGUGUUCAACGUCGAUGAAACGGGCAUAAAUACUGUACUAAAGCCUGACAGAAUUUUAGCUCCUAAAGGUGUUAAACAAAUAGGUGGGGCCGCGUCUUGGGAAAGGGGGAAAAACGUGACUGUGAUAUGUUGUUUCAGUGCUGCUGGUACCUACAUCCCCCCUAUGUUUAUCUUCCUCAGGAAGAGGACGUCAAAUCUCUUAAGUAAAGGUGGACCAGUUGGAACAAUAUAUGGUUGUUCCGUCAAUGGCUGGUCCAAUGAGUCAUUGUUUUUUGAAUGGAUCCAACAUUUUCAGAACAAUGUAAAAUCAACUAUUGAUGACCCCGUGCUGCUGAUUUUAGAUAAUCACAGCAGCCACAUUCCACUUGAUAUUUUUGAAUUUUGUAAAAAACAUUCUAUUGUAAUGGUAACCAUACCUUCACACACUUCUAACAAGCUUCAACCACUAGAUGUAACAUUCUUUUCCUCUUUGAAAUCAGCCUUCAAUCGUGAAUGUGACAUAUAUAUGAAGUCACAGGUGUAUCAAAAAAUUACACCAUAUGAGUUAGCAGAACUUUUUAAUAAGGCAUAUAUUAAGGUCGCUACCAUGGACAAAGGGCAGUCAGGGUUUAAGGCAUGUGGGAUUUGCCCUUUCAAUCCAAACAAAUUUCAGCAUGACGACUUACAACAAUGUGAGAUCUUCAGAGAUGUUGUCCUUGAAGAUGAAGAUGUUCUGAAUGCAACAAAUGGAAAUGAAGUGAUUGCAUCUACAAACGAGCCGCAUAUCCCCAAAAGUAGUCAAGAACAGAUUCCUGGAUCUUCAGCAGAAGAUGUUCCACUUCUAGUAGGCCUAGAAGAGGUCACAACAACAUCAACUAAAAGUGCAUGUGUCAAGCACGUUAGUGUAUUUGACAUAUCUCCUGUUCCAAAACAAAAACAAGUUCUUCCUAAGACGAAACAAGCCAAGGGAAAGCCGAAGGGAAAGUCAGUUAUCCUUACAGCAACUCCAGAGAAGAAUAAACUGCUAACAGAGUUAUCAAUAAAGAAACGAAAAGAAGCCAUGAAAAAGUAA